Cariama cristata (Red-legged seriema) is the source of this 1074-nucleotide messenger RNA. Its product is annotated as dipeptidyl aminopeptidase-like protein 6. The transcript is spliced from 12 exons. NCBI's taxonomy places the organism in Eukaryota, Metazoa, Chordata, Aves, Cariamiformes, Cariamidae. The annotation marks the transcript as partial. Gene Ontology annotation, biological process: proteolysis. The record is from RefSeq and is a predicted model, not a curated record. Gene Ontology annotation, molecular function: dipeptidyl-peptidase activity.
GUGUAUCAGCAUUCAUAUACGGCAUAUUAUGUCCUCAGCAAAAUACCUCAUGGAGAUCCCCAGAAUUUGUAUCCCCCUGAGGUCAGCAAUGCAAAGCUUCAGUAUGCUGGUUGGGGUCCAAAAGGGCAACAGCUGAUAUUUAUCUUUGAGAAUAACAUCUAUUACUGUGCCCAUGUGGGGAAACAAGCCAUCCGAGUGGUCUCCACAGGAAAGGAAGGUGUUAUUUUCAAUGGGCUCAGCGACUGGCUGUAUGAAGAGGAGAUCUUGAAGACUCAUAUUGCUCAUUGGUGGUCUCCUGAUGGCACCAGGUUAGCAUAUGCAACAAUUAAUGCCUCCAGAGUCCCCACCAUGGAGAUCCCAGUGUACACUGGCAGCCUUUACCCUACUGUUAAAACCUAUCAUUAUCCAAAGGCUGGAAUGGAAAAUCCAACUAUUUCUUUGCAUGUGAUUGGUCUGAAUGGACCUACCCACGACCUGGAAAUGACUCCCCCAGAUGACCAGAGAAUGAGGGACUACUACAUAACCAUGGUGAAAUGGGCAACCAGCACAAAAGUGGCGGUAAACUGGCUGAACAGGGCCCAAAACGUGUCUAUCCUGACACUCUGUGAUGCCACUACGGGAGUCUGCACAAAGAAACAUGAAGAUGAAAGUGAAGGCUGGCUGCACAGACAGAAUGAAGAGCCAAUUUUUUCCAAGGACGGUCGGAAGUUUUUCUUUGUCCGAGCCAUUCCCCAGGGAGGACGUGGGAAGUUCUACCACAUCGCCAUGUCAUCAUCACAGCCCAAUAGUAGCAGCGACAACUUACAGUCUAUUACAUCUGGCGAUUGGGAUGUGACAAAGAUAUUGGCAUAUGAUGAAAAGAGGCAUAAAAUUUAUUUCCACAGCACAGAAGAUUUGCCAAGGAGGCGACAUUUAUACAGCGCAAGCACAAAUGGAAACUUCAACAGGCGGUGUCUGUCUUGUGAUCUGAUUGAAAACUGUACUUAUUUCAGUGCAUCCUUCAGUCACAAUCUGGAGUACUUCUUACUGACAUGUGAAGGUCCCAAGAUACCAUUGGCCUUGUUGGCUACGAGG